Anarrhichthys ocellatus (wolf-eel) is the source of this 2520-nucleotide messenger RNA. It is a transcript of the gene nfkbiab, whose product is annotated as nuclear factor of kappa light polypeptide gene enhancer in B-cells inhibitor, alpha b. Lineage: Eukaryota; Metazoa; Chordata; Actinopteri; Perciformes; Anarhichadidae. Gene Ontology annotation, molecular function: NF-kappaB binding. Gene Ontology annotation, cellular component: cytosol. Gene Ontology annotation, biological process: cellular response to tumor necrosis factor; toll-like receptor 4 signaling pathway. The transcript has 6 exons. The record is from RefSeq and is a predicted model, not a curated record. Bases 277 to 1233 code for a protein of 318 amino acids.
GACUGAAAUACUGCAGAAAUGUGUGCAAGUGUAGCCUGCAAAGAGACUUUGCUCUCUUGGUGACAAACUGGGGAGUGUAUUUAUAUGUGUCUGAAUAGAAAUCCCCUCUUGGUGCCAGCGCCUCUGUACACUGUGUUAUUCUGAGUGACAGUGUUCUGGAAAUCCCCCACCUAGUCGUUAGCUCCGCCCCGCCGCAGCAGAAGGGCAUUUACAGCCAUCUGCACAACUCCGCCCGCAGACAACUAAGCGCACCCUCGUCCCGAACAACAAGCCACCAUGGCCCUGCACCGGACCAGUAUAUUAAACCAAAUGGAUUACGGCCGGGAGUCGAAAGAAGGGAAGCCGGCUCCGUCGGCGGAGGAGCGGCUGGACAGCGGCUUGGACUCGCUGAAGGAGGAGGAGUACCAGGCUGUGGCGGCCGAGAUCCGUCAGCUCCAGUUGGAGUGCGAGCCGCCGCAGCGCAAACAAGCUCUCACUGCAACCGGAGAGCCGCACGAAUGGAAAACGCAAAUCACGGAAGACGGAGACACGCUGCUCCACCUGGCCAUCAUCCACGAGGCCAAGGACUACAUCAGAGGCAUGAUAGACCUGUCCAAGAACACAGACUUCCUCGACACACAAAACGACCAGAGACAGACUCCUCUCCACUUGGCAGUAAUAACGGACCAGGCGGACGUGUGCCAGCGCCUGCUGGUGUCCGGCUGCGACCCCACACUUGUGGACGACAGCGGGGACACGCCUCUUCACAUCGCCUGUCGCCACGGUAACCUGUUGUGCUUCAGCGUCCUCACGCAGAACUGUCCGCCGGAGCAUCUGCACACGGUGAUGGCCGCCUGCAACUAUCACGGUCAGAACUGCCUCCACCUGGCUUCAGUUCAGGGUUUCCUGUCACUGGUGGAGAACAUGGUGGAUCUUGGAGCUGACAUUAACUCAAAGGAGCAGCGUAACGGUCGCAGUGCGCUGCACCUGGCCGUGGACCAGCAGAAUCUCUCGCUGGUCAGACUGCUGCUGAAGAAAGGAGCAGAUGCCAACCUCCUGACCUCCGGGGGCCACACUCCCUUCCACCUCACCUACGGCCGCAGCGACGACGACAUCCGGAAAGAGCUGUACUCGCUGACCAAUCCCGACCUGCGAGAGCUGCCCGACAGCGAGUCGGACGACAGCGAGGAGGAGGAGGAGGACGAGUCCGACGAGGAGGUGGGUUAUGACGACAUACAGUGGAAUGGACAUUAGCAGGAAGAAGGAGGGGGGAGGAAGUUACAGAGGCAGGAGGAUGCGAUGAUGACGACGGUAAAGGACAAGAGAACGGGCUCUGCACGUCUACUACUUCCUGCAACGACGUCACACGACAGCGUUGGUGGGGGGGAGGGGGGAACGGAGGCCGACGGAACAGAUGGACAGACGGCAACAACGAGUCCGUCCCAGGCUGCGGGAGAGCAAACACGCCGAGCUUUGACUACACCACGACGGGAUGAGUUUUGCUGUAUGAGAGGAUUGCUUGUAAUUUGUGGACACCACCAAUCAUUUGUCACAAAAAAAAACAUCCAUCCACACAGAUGUACCUGCAACAGCUCUGUUGUAUGAUAUUGUAAAUGCUGUGUAUACAAAGAUGUAUUUUUUAUGGAAGCUGUGAAUGUGUACAGUUGAGCAGGUUGUAUAUGUCAGGCAGCAAACAGUCCAGCACACUCCAGUUAAAUUAAAGUCACUCAUAUUUAACAGUACAAAAUCUGUGUGCAUGUUUGUGGGGAUGGGAUUGGUGGCAUGAGGGGUGGCAUGUGAUUGGAAGAUUACAGUUAGUCAUUGAUGGUAACUAGUUUGGAGAGAAAGCUCAUUAAGAACCCAACGUAUAAUCAACAGCGCCUGACAAUACGACAAGGCUGCGAUUAUACCAGACAUCACUUUUACCACUUGGCUUCUCUGCCGCCGUCAGUAUGUCUGCUUCUGUGAAGGCCUCCACCCAAACAUGACAGCUGAGUUUGAGUUUUAUUUUCAUGUUACGCAGGAAAGGGCCAAUAACUCGUUUCCACUGAAUGAGGAACUGACGGCUAAUUGAACUCUCAACAGUUCCUCUGUGUGUGUGUGUGUGUGUGUGUGUGUGUGUGUGUGUGCGUGCGUGCGUGCAGAAAGAGAUAAGAAGCAUAAGGGGAAUUGUGAGGACGGUCACUCGGUUAUCUAAACCAGGAAGUUUUUAGGAGGGUGGGGCUAAGGAGGAAGGGACAGGAAAUUCCCAGGAACAGAACUCAGCAGUUUCGCGACAUUCCACUUCUCGUUCCUCCAAAGAAGGGAAUCUCCGCCGAACAACAGGACGCUUCAUUCAAGCUCGGGGCGGAGGGGAGUUUUACUCCAGUUCCAGUAAAAUAAAUAUCAAGCGUCAAACUGCUAAUUACGCUUAUGUAAGUAUGAUUAUAAAGCAGCUCAGUGUGUUGGCUUUACGCUCUGCAACUUUUAACAUACAAUGGAGAUGUAAUGUAACUUUAUAACAGCUGUGAGUACAAACUAUAAAAACUAAUAUAUUUUAAA